UGAAAUCAAAUUUUCAAAAUCUUUUGCCAUCAAACUCUACGUUUAUUUCAAUUCCAUCUAUUCUUGACUCAACUAAAAAUACAACAAUAUGGCUGAUGCAGGAACUGGACCCGAAUAUUCUCCUUUCUUCAGCUCAAUGGGCGCUGCUGCCGCAAUGGUUUUCAGUGCAAUGGGAGCUGCAUAUGGAACAGCGAAAUCUGGUACAGGAAUUGCCGCAAUGAGUGUGAUGAGGCCAGAGUUGAUUAUUAAAUCAGUUAUUCCUGUUGUCAUGGCGGGUAUUAUCGCUAUUUAUGGAGUAGUUAUUGCAGUUUUGAUUACUCAGAAGAUGAGUGCAAGAAUGCAGUUAUUUCAAGCGUUUCUUCACCUUGGAGCAGGUUUAUCUGUUGGACUUUCAGGUCUUGCUGCUGGAAUAGCUAUUGGUAUAGUAGGUGACGCAGGUGUAAGAGGAACGGCACAGCAACCUCGACUGUUUGUUGGAAUGAUUCUCAUCCUUAUUUUUGCUGAAGUCCUGGGAUUGUACGGUCUCAUCACUGCUCUAGUCUUAAUCGUUCGUGGUUGAUUCUGCUAUAUGCGAUGAAAAAUCAUCCAAAAACUCUUCGAUUCAGUACUUGUGUCCUCUUUAGUUCCCGAUUGCUAUAUUAUGUUUAUUAUCACUAUUCCGACCUACCAAUGUAAAUCUAAUAAUUUGUCAAAUAAUAUAUUACAUUGCGUUACAAUUUGAUAUUUUAUGUAUCUUGAUUUGUGAAUACUUUACAAAAACAAUUCUGUUAUAACCACCAAUAUUUAAACUUUGUUAUUCGGGGCUUAAUUAUUUAACAAAAGUAUUCUUCCCAAUUUUUGUUUCGAAAUGUAUCAUCAGGCAUUUGACUUCUAUAGAUUCAUGAACUUGCUUGUAAAAUUGGUAAUUGUUCAUCGAAUGUUGAAUACAAUUUCAUUUUUUAAUUCAAAAUAUCAUUGCUCUGUCAUAAAUAUAUUUGAAAAAUAUUCUUGCUAUACUGAAGAGAUCUUUUAUUAUAAUGUGAAGACAUUUAAACUGAGUAUAAUGUGUCCUUUUCAUUGGGCCCUGACUACAUACAAUUCUACAUUACAAUUGACAGAUUGUGUUUGGCUUAUUAGAUCAAGUUCAAUACUGGGAUUGUUUGCUCACAAUUUUUUAAAUAAUAUUUGUCAAUAUGCAUAUAAAACACAAGAGCACAGUUAUUUUUACGGACCUAUACUAAUACAAAGUUCAAUACUGUCAGCUACUGGACUAUUGUUUAAAUAAGAGUUGGCCAUAAUCCUAAUAUGUUUAUUUGAUUCUGACUGAUGUUUACAUAAUGUAAGUAGGUCAGGGGAGGAAUUGUUAUGUUGUUUCUACUGUAAAUUAAUGUUUGAUGGUGGUAGCUGUUAUCAAUACUAUGUACUUAUUUUCUUUUUGCAUUGCAUUACUUCAGUUGUAAUUGUAAUUUUCUCGGGAAAAUAGACACGAUGAUAUGAAAAAAAGAUCUAUAUAAAUAUACAUACAUUCCCUAACUUCUGCGUUUGCAUUACUGAGUAAGAAUAAAUGCCUCACAAAAAUUUAAAAAUGCCUUGAAACACUGCUGCUCGUUUCUCAGAAUUACUUUCAAUAAGAUAUUUUGGCGGAUACUCAUAGAUUAAGGCAUGGCCUGCAUUUUAAAAGUAAUAUCCCACUGAAUUAUCUAAGUAGAUCAAAUUGUUAAUAUGGCACAUGCUAUUUAUAUCGGCUCAACUCUACAACUUUCAUGUAGUGCUUGGUUGGUUUUUGUUUUGUAUAAAUUAUAUCAUGUGGUGUAAAAAGUUCUCGAUCACGGGAUAAUCUAUGUUCAAAUACUACUAGUUAUGUGCAAAUAUAAUAUUGAAUAUGUUAUACAUUUA
Messenger RNA from Styela clava, 1875 nucleotides. Its product is annotated as V-type proton ATPase 16 kDa proteolipid subunit c-like. NCBI's taxonomy places the organism in Eukaryota, Metazoa, Chordata, Ascidiacea, Stolidobranchia, Styelidae. The record is from RefSeq and is a predicted model, not a curated record. Gene Ontology annotation, molecular function: proton-transporting ATPase activity, rotational mechanism. Gene Ontology annotation, biological process: proton transmembrane transport. Gene Ontology annotation, cellular component: proton-transporting V-type ATPase, V0 domain.